AUGGAGGGUCUUAAGUGUGCGUUAACCAAAAAGAAAAUCCUUAAGUCCAACACUACCAAGCUUAAGGAAAGGAUAGGUGCUGGUAUUGAGGUCGCAGACGAUACUCAAAUAGAACUGUUCCAAACUAAAAUUAAGAAACUUAGAGUCGAAUUACAUGAUGUAUUUCACGAGAUCUUUUCGCAAUGUAACGAUAAGGAAAUUGAAAUGUAUGCAGAGGAACAGCAAUCUAUUGAGGAGACUAUUGACGAACUUUGGUUAAAGGUAGAACGGAAGAACUCUAAACAACGAAUUAAUUCCACAAGUGAUGCCGAUAGUUUAAAAUCACAGGUACCGGAUGUAAGACUUCCGAAAUUGUCUCUUCCGACUUUUAGUGGAAAUGUUGAGGACUGGUUAUCGUUCCAGGAUCUGUUUAAGGCUAGUGUGGACAAUAAUUGUAAUCUGUCGAAUUGUCAGAAAUUACAAUAUUUAAAAUCAUCCUGUAGAGGUUAUGCUUUGAAAAUUAUACAGUCACUUCCAAUAUUGGAUUCUAACUAUGAAACUGCAAUGGAACUCUUACGAGAGCGGCUUUCUAAUAAACGUGAGCUGGUAAACGCUUUGAUCAAGAAAUUAAUAACCAUUCCGAGUAUUACUGAUUCAUCUCAAUCUAUAUUACAAGCUGUGGAUAUUACAAAUGAAUGCGUCCGAUCGUUGAGUGUACUUGAUCAGGAUAUUACCGGGUUUUCUGAAGUGCUAAUAGUUUAUUUAAUUACGGAAAAAUUCGAUAAAAAUACUAGGAGUUGGUGGGAACGUACCUUAAAGAAAGAUGAGCUAGGCACGCUGGAGACCUUGCUUACCUUCUUGAAGGAUCAUGCGAGAACCCUUCAAGCUAUUAAGUUGCCACCUAAGGAACAGAGAAGUGUUUCGUAUCCAAAAGUGACAUCAUUGGUAUCUGGUAGUAAUACUUGCUUUCUUUGUAAGAAUUAG
Molecule: messenger RNA, 963 nt
Organism: Centruroides sculpturatus (bark scorpion)
Lineage: Eukaryota; Metazoa; Arthropoda; Arachnida; Scorpiones; Buthidae
Exons: 1
Coding region: 1-963 (320 amino acids)
Source: RefSeq, a predicted model, not a curated record